AUGAAAGCAUUCGCCAGCCUUAAAAACAAAGUGGACGCCAUCAGACAUCCUCCGGGUGAUGUCCGACAAAAUCAACAACCCAUGUCUUCAUCUUCAUCACCAUCAUCAAACAAGCGCGGUCUCUGCUGGCCUCUCGAAGGCAACAACAACAACGACCCAAUCUUCCCCUUCACCAAACCCCCUUCCAAAAUUUCCUGGAUCUACAACUGGUCGCCCAACCCCUCCCCAGACUCGGCCUCUCUAGAAUGGGUCCCCAUGUCAUGGAACACCGACAAAAUCGACGACCUCCUCUCCAAAGCUCAGGAGUGCGGUGCCAAACAUGUCCUAGGUUUCAAUGAACCCGAACUUCCCGAUCAAUCCAACAUUUCCGUCGAGGUUGCGGCGAAUGAAUGGUUGCGAGCCGUGGAACCGCUUCGGAAAGCUGGGGUUAGAUGUGGAAGUCCCGGGAUUUCCAACGCGGGCCACGCGGUGGGUUGGUUGCAGGAGUUUUUGAAGAGGAUCAGAGAGAAAGGAGGGGAUGUGGAUUUCUUGUGUUUGCAUUGGUAUGGGGUUGAUUUGGGAGGGUUCUAUGACUAUAUUUGGAGCACACAUCAUCAACUAGACGCCAAUAAACCUGUGUGGAUCACGGAGUUUGCAGCUACGAACUGGAAUAAAGAUGCUCCCCUGCCCAAGGAUCAUGUUGAGAACUUUGCAAAGGAGAGUUGUARGUAUCUUGAUACGCUCGAUUGGGUGGAGAGGUAUGCUUGGUUUGGUCCUAUGAGGGAUCCGGGAACGGUGGGGAAGUGGGCUGCGAUGAUUGGAGACGAUGGAAAGCUCACGGCUUUGGGGACGGCUUAUAGGGAUGCUUAA
Messenger RNA from Ramularia collo-cygni, 849 nucleotides. RefSeq lists its product as uncharacterized. Gene Ontology annotation, cellular component: fungal-type cell wall. The transcript is spliced from 2 exons. Lineage: Eukaryota; Fungi; Ascomycota; Dothideomycetes; Mycosphaerellales; Mycosphaerellaceae. Bases 1 to 849 code for a protein of 282 amino acids. Gene Ontology annotation, biological process: fungal-type cell wall polysaccharide metabolic process. The record is from RefSeq and is a predicted model, not a curated record.